AUGCCAGCCCAAGAAAACCUCGCAACCGCCUCAAGCGGAGCCAAAGUCUCGCUCGCAACCUCAUAUCACCCGCAAUAUCCCGCUCAGAAUGUCAUUGACGGGAAUAGCAAAACAUUCUGGGUGACGACGGGACUGUAUCCGCAGGAAUUGAUUGUCUCGUUGCCUAAGACUGUUAAUCUGAAGAGGGUUGCUGUUACGUGUACUAAAGUGGCACAUGUGACGACGGAAGUUUCGACAGCGGAGAAACCGGCGGGGUUUGAGAGGUUAACUGAUCAAGACGUAGAAGACACAGACCAAUCCUUCCAAAUGAUAACCCCCGCAUUACCCAAAAGCCAAGUAGCAGCACGGCACAUCCGUUUCAUAUUCACAAAAGGCCACGGCCCGUUCGUGUCGGUGCACAAGGUGGUGAUUUACGGCGGGGAGAUUGGAAGUCAGACUGACACUGACGAGGGUGCGCCGCUUGUGCUGGCAGCAGAUUUUCUGCCAUGA
Molecule: messenger RNA, 489 nt
Organism: Fimicolochytrium jonesii
Lineage: Eukaryota; Fungi; Chytridiomycota; Chytridiomycetes; Spizellomycetales; Powellomycetaceae
Product: galactose-binding domain-like protein
Exons: 4
Coding region: 1-489 (162 amino acids)
Biological process (GO): intraciliary transport
Cellular component (GO): cilium; centrosome; intraciliary transport particle B
Source: RefSeq, a predicted model, not a curated record